Molecule: messenger RNA, 3486 nt
Organism: Misgurnus anguillicaudatus (oriental weatherfish)
Lineage: Eukaryota; Metazoa; Chordata; Actinopteri; Cypriniformes; Cobitidae
Source: RefSeq, a predicted model, not a curated record
UGCGCAUCCGCGUCAGUUCCGGGCUGCGUGCGUAGAGGUGCGCCGUGGAUCAACAUCGGACAGCAGCUGUUUUAAUAACAUUUACUCUAUACCUGCCCUGGAGAAUCUGAGCUUCAAUUGACCUUAAAUUCUGACGAUCAAGCUGUAGAUUAUUAAUAAUCACGUAAACACGAAGAAAGAUGAAUUACCUUUUUGGAGUUAUCGGAGGACAACAAACAGGCCCACAACCUACAGGAGCAGAGACAGUUCAGAGGUUGUGUGACCGUGUGGCCUCAUCCACCUUGUUGGAGGAUCGAAGAGAUGCUGUCCGAGCCCUCAAGUCUCUGUCCAAGAAAUACCGUUCGGAGGUGGGAACAAAGGCAAUGGACCAUUUGAUUCAUAUUCUGCAGACUGAUAGCUCAGACACUGAAAUCCUGGGUUAUGCUUUGGACACAUUAUACAAUAUUGUUUGCAAUGAUGAGGAGGAGGAACAAGAUGAUUCUGAAGAGGAGAACCAGCAAAAGCAGGAGGAUGAUAUUGGAGUUCAGUUUACUGACAAGUUCAUCCAAGAACCGGAAAAUAUCACACUUCUCCUUACACUGUUGGAAGAGUUUGACUUUCACGUGCGCUGGCCGGGCGUUAAGCUUCUAACUGCACUUUUGAAAAACCAAUGUGCUCAGGUUCAGGGGAUCAUCCUUGUGAGCCCCAUGGGAGUCUCCAGGUUAAUGGAUCUACUUGCUGACUCAAGAGAAGUAAUCCGAAAUGAUGGUCUCCUGCUGCUUCAGCAGCUAACCAAAGGCAAUGCUGCAAUUCAGAAAAUUGUGGCUUUUGAAAAUGCCUUUGAGAGACUUCUUGAUAUCAUCACAGAGGAGGGUUCAAGUGAUGGAGGUAUUGUGGUGGAGGACUGUCUCUUAUUGUUGCUCAACCUCCUGAAGAACAACAGCUCCAACCAGAAUUUUUUCAAGGAAGGCUCUUAUAUUCAAAGGAUGAAACCUUGGUUUGAGGUGGGGGAUGACAACUCUGGUUGGUCGGCACAGAAGGUCACCAACCUCCAUUUAAUGCUUCAGCUGGUGCGAGUAAUGGUUUCUCCAGUGAACUCUCCAGGGGCAACAGCUAGCUGUCAGAAGGCCAUGUUCCAGUGUGGUCUCCUUCAACAGCUGUGUACCAUCCUCAUGGCUACAGGUGUUCCUGCAGACAUCCUCACAGAGACCAUUAAUACUGUGUCAGAAGUCAUCCGUGGAUCUGAAGUGAAUCAAGAUUACUUUGCAUCUGUUAACGCACCUUCCAAUCCACCAAGGCCUGCAAUUGUGGUUCUCCUCAUGUCUAUGGUGAACGAGAGACAGCCGUUUGUUCUGCGCUGUGCUGUGCUCUACUGUUUCCAGUGCUUCCUGUACAAGAACCAUAAAGGGCAGGGGGAGAUAGUCGCGACACUACUGCCUUCAACUAUAGAUGCUAAUUCUAUCUCAGCGGGACAACUGUUGUGUGGAGGUUUGUUUUCAGCCGACUCUCUGUCAAACUGGUGUGCCGCUGUGGCUCUGGCUCAUGCGCUCCAGGAUAACCUCACCCAGAAAGAACAGCUGCUCCGGGUACAGUUGGCCACCAGUCUGGGCAAGCCACCUGUUUCCCUUCUGCAGCAAUGCACCAAUAUUCUAUCCCAGGGUGAUAAGCUCAGCCGGAGGGGCAGUAGGGUGCAGACGAAAGUGGGACUCUUAAUGCUACUCUGCACUUGGAUCUGCAACUGUCCUAUCGCUGUCAUGCAUUUCCUGCACAACCAAGACAAUGUUCCCUUUCUGACAGGUCAGAUCUCUGAAAAUUUGGGUGAGGAUGAAAGACUGGUUCAGGGUCUGUGUGCGCUGCUGUUGGGGAUUUGUAUUUACUAUAAUGACAACAGCUUAGAGAAUUACACAAAAGAAAAGCUGAAACAGUUGAUUGAGAAGCGCAUAGGGAAGGAAAACUUUGUGGAGAAGCUGGGCUUUAUAACCAAACAUGAAUUGUAUUCCCGUGCUGCCCAGAAACCACAACCAGCCUUUUCUACACCAGAACACAUGAUGUUUGAUCAUGAGUUCACCAAACUUGUCAAAGAGUUAGAAGGUGUGAUCACAAAAGCAGUGCUUAAGUCAAGCGAAGAAGAGAAAAAGGAAGAAGAGGUGAAGAAAACACUAGAACAGCACGACAGCAUUGUCACCCAGUACAAAGAACUGAUCAGAGAACAGGACUCUCAAAUAAAUGAGCUGAAGGAGCAAAUGUCAUCACUAACAACCCAAAAUGAGAAACUGCAGAACACCAUAACACAGCAGCUCUCUCAGAUCCAGCAGCACAAGGACCAGUACAACGUCCUUAAACUCAAACUAGGUAAAGAUAAUCAGCAGACAGGUAAUAAUGCAGAGGGAACCCAUGUGAAUGGCCUGCAGUCAGAAAUGCUAAGCCAGCUCAGAGAACAAAUUGAGGAACUACGCAGACAAAACCAACUACUUCAGACACAACUCACUGAAAAGGACAAUGAAAUUACCAGCCUGAAAGCUGAGGGCAUACCAUCAGGAGAGGGAUCAACUUCGAACAACACAGAAAUGUUGAAGGAGAUGGAGUUGCUGAAAGCUCAGCUGCAGAGCCAAACAGCAGAGAUUUCACAGCUGCAGACUGAAAGACAGGAGCUUCUUAAAAGAUCGGAGACCAUGGCUGCAGUCCAAGCCACUGGAGAAGAUAGUGGUUACUUAGAGAAGAUUGCAGAAUUGGAGAGCAGACUCUCUACUCAGAAUGCUGAAACACAAAAGCUCAAGGGGGAAGUUAAAAGUCUUUCGGAGAGCAAAGAAUCAAUGGAGAAAGAUCUUGCUUCAGCCACGAGCACAGUAGCCAUCUUGCAGGCAGAGAAGGACAAGUUGCAGCAGGAUGUGCAGGAGUCCAAAAAGGAACAAGAUGAUCUUCUCAUGCUCCUUGCUGACCAGGAUCAGAAGAUUCUGUCUCUGAAACAGAGACUCAAGGACUUGGGAGAGACGAUUGAAGAUGAGGAUGACCUGGAUUCAAAGGACCAGUUUGAUGAUGAUGAUGAUGAAGAGGAUGAAGAUGAGGGUGAAGAGGAUGAAGAUGAAUAAAAAGCAGUGACUUAGUGAAAGUGAAUGACUGCUAACAUUAACUUCUCAUUUACAUGCUAGAGAAAAAAAUUGAAGGCCUUGGGACCCUUACAGCUGAUGUUAUGAUUAUCCAAAAAACCUGCAGUACUUUUUUAAUUUUUUUAGAGUUUGCUUCUCAAUGGCAAAGCAAUGCAAGGAUUACAUUUACCUACCUAAUAGAACUGGACCCAUCUAAUUUCAAAAAACUUCAGAUUGCAUCUCUUGACUAAUAUUUUGGAUAAUAAACACAGAGGAACUCUUUCUUUUCAGAUCAAAAUUUCCAGUUUGUAUGUCCUAAUCCGAUACAGAUAUAGAGCAGACACAGAUCUAAAAGAUUCUUUCUGGAUUGCUUUUUGCACUGAUGAUGAAGAAGAGAAAAUAAAGAAAAUAUUUGCUCCUC